This is a messenger RNA of Suillus subalutaceus, 2072 nucleotides long. RefSeq lists its product as uncharacterized. The transcript is spliced from 2 exons. NCBI's taxonomy places the organism in Eukaryota, Fungi, Basidiomycota, Agaricomycetes, Boletales, Suillaceae. The record is from RefSeq and is a predicted model, not a curated record. The coding region runs from base 242 to 1819 and encodes 525 amino acids.
UCACGGUGUUCUAGACAAUUAAUUGGACUAAUCCUUUCAAAUGGGGGCGAGUGCUGCCUGAGACUAGACCAACCCACAGCUUAGUCAAUGGUUCCAUAUGAUGUCAGACUUUUUUGUCACUGUAAUUGUUAUCGAUCUUUUGCGGAGUCUACCGGAGAAUCUUUGGAGAGGUACCUAAAAAGAACUGUCUCAGUCACGGCGGCUGCGCAGCGACCACUGUGGCUCAUUCUUCCCUUCAGUGAUGAGCACUCACACAGCAACAGGGCCAGUCAAUCGUCUGGCGAACUUCUUGCGACCGAGAAAGCAGUCAACCGCAACCGAGAACAAAAAUGUCACAAGACCAGAGAAAUCGAUUCAGGUACUGAGUGUCGAGAAUGAAGCCCUGAAAAACGCGAACGAGGCAUUGAAGAAGAAGUGCAGCGAUUUACAAGAUCGUCUGCAACGAGUCGAAAAGAGGCUUGGGGGCAAGGAUAAAAAUGGAGAUCUGGGCGUUGAUCAACAGGAGGUGGAAAGCGUAGGCGCCCAGGGUGGCGAUAAGCGCUGCACAGUCAGCAAAGAAGCGCAGGCGAAAUCGGAACCGUCAUCUCCCUUAUCUUUACAUCGUCCACCUGGAAUGUCCAGACGUGGCCACCGAUUGCUUCCUCCGGAGCUGUGGUGGACCAUCAUUCGCUGGGCGACCUAUGCACCGCCGGGUUUUGAUACGCCAAACUUUGGGCCAUUCCUUGGAUCCUUUGAUCAUGAUAAUAAAGGAGAAGCGGAGGCUAAGGCUGUCAAGUGCGCAGUGGUUCAAGUGUGCAGCCUUUGGCGAGACCUCGCUCUCGGCAUUCUAUAUGAGGAUGUCAAGGUCGGACGUGGGGCAGAAUAUCUCGUGGAGGCGUUGGGAAAGACAUAUAGGGGUGAACAGCUCGGAAAAUGUGUCCGCCGCCUUGAACUUCCUUACCCUCACACCGAUACUCCAACCAACACUAGCUUGGAUCUCGCACUACAAAUUCUGCAAUAUUGCCCGCAAUUGGAAACAUUGGUGAGGCCCUUCAUGUCGGCACUUCCAGACUCGGUACGCUACGAAUUCCCUACUCCCAGCCACUCCUUCUUGAACCUCAAGAGGCUCGAGUGGUGGCAUUACAAUGAUGCUACUCGUUCUGGGGGAAUCAACUCGCUCCUAGACGUUCUGCGUCAUUCUCCCAAUCUCCAGUAUCUCGCUGUAGGAGGGGAGAUGUGGUCUUCCGACCAAACUGGCAAUGUGCUGGAGCUCCCCGCAUUGAAGACACUUCGUGUACGACGCAUCAAUCCUGUCUUCGUUCACCAGAUCUGCCAAUGGCGGCUACCUUCACUUGUCCAUGUCGUUGUGGAUUUCCCCCUAGAACAGAACGCACUCGAUACCAUAUGGCAGGUAUUUGGUGCUCGCCUCUGCACGGUCGAGUUCGCAAGGCAUGUCGGAUUCUUGCUUAGUGAUCAGACCACUCGCUUCCUCCGUGGCUGUCCUCAAAUCAAGACGUUCAAUUACUUCCUUAACUUCACGUCACCACCACCUAUCUUCGGAGAAAAUUGCGCGCUUCAAUGCAUAUCUUUGCAUGCAUUCCCAUGUGCCAUGGUUACAGACAUGAUCACUGAAGCUCGAGAGCGCCUUAGGCUACACCUCGCAUUCCUCUCCGAAUCAUCCUUUCCAGAGCUGCGCCGCAUAAUUCUUUAUGGCGAUUGGGGAGACAUGCUUCGUGAUCCUCGCUUAGUAGAAUUCAUGCAAACCAUGAUUUCCAAAGGCUGUUCGAUUGAACGUGCCACUGGGGGCAUGCAUUCUUGCAAUCAAUUAUUGAGCGCCUGAUCCCACAGACGACAUCUCUAGACGCUCGUGUAUUCAUAGCUGGGGUCGCCCCUUUUAGAUUCUUCAAAAUUCGUUCACUUCCUUUCCCACCUACCUUCGAACUAAUGCGCUGGCUACGUUAGGCUUAGUCGAAAUCUGUUCCUGUCCCCGUCGUGUCCUAUAUUAUGGGGUGUACCGGUAUAUCAUCCACCAUGUGAAAAAUUGCAGGGUCCUCAGGGAUUCACACAAGAUCACGUCGUAUUUGGGUUUUAGG